UCGACACCUUUGCAAGAAAGAGGACCCUCCUUUCCGCGUCCAGCGAAACUUCUUGGAAUCACCCUCUUCGCUUCCCUCUCGUUUCUAUCGCUUUACCACCCUCUUCACUUUCAGAUCCGAUGAACUUCGCUGCCCAUAGAGACUUGACUCUCUGGUGACCCGUCAGGCUUUCCAAUCUUUGUCACUGGAGUUUUAUCAAGGGCCAGCAACCUUGUUAUGAUUGAAACUUGUGGCAUGUUGCAGAAGAUUCAUAUUUUGUGAGGAGUUCAUGGGUUCUCUUUUGUCAAAACGUGGAAGUACGAGACAGCCUUCUCCAUUUGCCUCAAGUUCACGGUCAUGGAGUAAUCAAAGCUAUCCAUAUCCAGCAUAUCCUCAACCUGGACAGGACUAUGCGCCUUAUCCUAAAUACGAACCCCCACCUCCUCCUUCAAGCUAUGGUGGUAACGCUUCUCAUUCAAAGAGGAAGCUUGAAAGGAAAUUCUCAAAAAUAAAUGAUGAUUAUACUAGCCUGGAACAGGUUACAGAUGCAUUGGCACGUGCUGGCCUGGAGUCUUCAAACCUGAUUGUUGGUAUUGAUUUCACCAAAAGCAAUGAAUGGACAGGUGCAAGGUCAUUUAACCGGAGAAGCCUGCAUCACAUUGGAGAUGGCCAUAAUCCCUAUGAACAGGCAAUAGCAAUAAUUGGGAAAACACUGUCAUCCUUCGAUGAAGACAACCUAAUUCCCUGUUUUGGAUUUGGGGAUGCCUCAACUCAUGAUCAAGAAGUUUUUAGUUUCUAUCCUGAUGAGAGAUUUUGUAAUGGAUUUGAAGAGGUUUUGACACGUUAUAGAGAAUUGGUACCUCAACUAAGACUUGCAGGCCCAACCUCAUUUGCUCCCAUAAUUGAAAUGGCCAUUACAAUAGUUGAGCAAAGUGGUGGCCAGUACCAUGUGCUAGUUAUAAUUGCUGAUGGGCAGGUGACCAGAAGUGUUGAUACCAGCCGUGGCCAGCUAAGCCCGCAGGAGACAAGUACUGUCGAUGCAAUAGUGAAAGCAAGUGACUAUCCUCUGUCGAUUAUACUAGUUGGUGUUGGUGAUGGGCCGUGGGACAUGAUGAAAGAAUUUGAUGAUAACAUUCCUGCCCGGGCCUUUGAUAAUUUCCAGUUUGUCAAUUUCACAGAAAUAAUGUCAAAGAAUAUGGACAGAUCCAGAAAAGAAGCAGAGUUCGCUCUUGCAGCCUUGAUGGAAAUACCUUCCCAGUAUAGAGCAACACUGGAGCUGAAUAUUUUGGGUUCUCAAAGGGGAAAGGUGAUAGACCGGGUAUCUCUCCCUCCUCCUCAAUAUGGCACAGCGUCUUUGGGCACCUCGAAAGCUUCACGAUCAAGCAGUUUUCGACCAAGUGCACCUUCUGCUAGACAUGACCCGUUUGGCACAACUGCUUCAAGUUCUGUGUCUGAUAAUCAUGUAAUUCAUCCUUCAUCUUCUAUUGUGGAUUGUCCAAUUUGCCUGACUAAUCGAAAGGAUAUGGCUUUCAAUUGCGGUCAUCAGACCUGCUGCGAGUGUGGACAAGAUCUGGAGUCAUGCCCCAUUUGCCGUUGUUUCAUCGAAACUAGAAUAAAGCUCUACUAAAGGAAGAUCCACUGCUUUUAUCAAGGUUUUUUGCCCAGCUUACGUUUGUUUUCAUAUCCCAAAUUCAUCUUCUUUCGUGUGCACUGGUGAGAAGUUUGUCGCCAUUUUUUCGGCAGAUGCUAUAGCGGACAUCUCAUAAGACCAAAAAUAAUGCAAAUCCCCAGUUGUCCACUGUACAUACCUCGUGGAAUUGUCCCGUUCGUGAUUCAAAGGACACUAAGAAAGUUCCAAGUAGCGUGAAAACGGCUAGGAUUCAGUCGGGCAGUUCUUGCUUCGACAGGGACGACAGAACCAUCUCUCACUCCAACAGAUGAAAUAACCCUUUUCCAUUGUCUCCUUGUUCUGUUUCUUGUCUGAACGUGAUCAUGGUUGAAUUGUCCCAUAUCCCCACUCAACGAUAUCAGUUGUGAUUUUAUUCAACUAAUUUCGGCAUCAGUGGCGAUUCUUUCUUA
Molecule: messenger RNA, 2058 nt
Organism: Rhodamnia argentea
Lineage: Eukaryota; Viridiplantae; Streptophyta; Magnoliopsida; Myrtales; Myrtaceae
Product: E3 ubiquitin-protein ligase RGLG2-like
Exons: 12
Coding region: 269-1606 (445 amino acids)
Source: RefSeq, a predicted model, not a curated record